AUGAGUAACCAAACAGUCUCUGGAUUUCUCCUUCUUGAAUUUGCAACAAAUUCAGAACUUCAGAUACUACACUUUGCUUUGUUCCUGAUACUAUAUUUGGGAAUAGUAUUGGGAAAUAUUCUUAUAAUCUCUGCAGUAAUUUUUGACUAUCACUUGCAUACUCCCAUGUACUUCUUUCUGAUGAACUUGGCCAUACAGGACAUUGGCCAAGUUUCAGUCAUAAUCCCUAAAUCCAUGAUCAAUUCUCUCAAGAAUACUAGGUACAUUUCUUAUUCUGGAUGUGUUGCUCAAGUCCUCUUCCUUAUCUUUUUCAUUGAAUCUGAUUUUUCUUUGCUCACGGUCAUGGCAUAUGAUCGUUAUGUUGCCAUUUGCAAACCUUUACAUUAUGAGAUGGUCAUGAGCAGGACAGCCUGCAAGCAAAUAUUUGCUAGUGUAUGGAUAUGUGGUCUUCUCUAUGCAGUAUUACACACUGCAGGCACAUUUGCAAAUUCCUUCUGUUCUAAUGUUGUCAAUCAAUUUUUCUGUGAAAUACCACAUUUGCUUGCCCUUUCCUGCUCCAACGGGUAUUUUGAUGAAAUUGUAAUUAUUUUAUUAAGUUGUAGUAUAGCUUUAGUUUUCUUUAUUUUUGUCAUUAUCUCUUAUAUGAAGAUUUUGAUUAUAGUGUUGAGAAUGCCCUCAGUUCAUGGAAGAAAAAAAGUAUUCUCAACUUGCUUUCCACAUCUCAUUGUAUUUUGCAUAUUUGUGUUAACUACAACGUUUGCUUAUUUGAAGCCAAAUUUUAAUAUUGAGCCACAUCUGGAUUUGUUAUUUACUGUUAUAUAUUCUAUCAUUCCCUCCCUACUGAACCCAAUUAUUUAUGGUCUGAGAAAUAAAGACAUCAAACUUGCCUUAACAAAACUAUUAGGUCUCAAUCCUUCUGUCAAAUUUUCUUUCUAA
Python bivittatus (Burmese python) is the source of this 936-nucleotide messenger RNA. Its product is annotated as olfactory receptor 14A16-like. Gene Ontology annotation, molecular function: G protein-coupled receptor activity; olfactory receptor activity. Gene Ontology annotation, cellular component: membrane. NCBI's taxonomy places the organism in Eukaryota, Metazoa, Chordata, Lepidosauria, Squamata, Pythonidae. Gene Ontology annotation, biological process: G protein-coupled receptor signaling pathway. The record is from RefSeq and is a predicted model, not a curated record.